GACAGCCGUCCCGUAACUCUGGUGAUGAGAGGUCCCUUCUCUGGUCCUCGGCUUGUCGAAUAUUCCCCCUUCUAGUCUUACCGAUUUCGUGACCUACAGAACCAACCAUGAGUGAAAGUCGCAGAUUUAUGUGGUUAUUGUUGAUUCGUUACCAGUCUCCCUAAUUAUGUGGCUGGUCAAUGCUUUUUCUCUACACGACGACAGGAGUAGAUGUAAUCGAACCUACGAGAUGGCUAACUGCAAUAAUUAUGCCAAUUGCUGUUGCGAGAUGGGGACUUUCCAGACGUUCUCUGUCAUUGAGCGGUGCAGCUUCUGGUAUGGUGGUUGGCUUCCUACUGACACUGAGCAGUUAUGUGUUUCUAGUCAAUCUUCUAGUUUUCUUUGUUUCUUCUUCGAAAGCAACGAAAUUCAAGUCUGAGGCAAAGAAAAAACUAGAGGAAAACUUCAAAGAGGGUGCUGGUGUGACAAGAAACGGACCUUAUCCUUCAGUUUUCCAUAGUUAUGCAAGGCAAAUUUUCGGGGGCGAACGUAACUGGGUUCAAGUCCUCUGUAAUGGUGGCGUUGCUUCAAUAAUGGCCUGGUUCUACAUCAUGGAUUGUGGGUGUGGAGAAAAUCCCAUUGACAUGGUGUACAACUACCGUUGUUCUUGGCUAAGCAUUGCUGUCCUAGGUGCACUGGCUUGUUGCAAUGGUGAUACUUGGGCCUCAGAAUUUGGUACUGUACUUAGUACAGGAGAUCCAAUUCUUAUUACCUCCUUGCAGCCAGUCCCUCGAGGUACUAAUGGUGGAGUGACAGUGAUAGGUCUGUUGGUCAGUUUCAUUGGUGGCUUUUGAUUGGUAUUGGGACAUUACUUAACACUCUUGAUGUUUGUAUCCACUCCUGUCCUGAUUAGCGCACCUCCGCAGUGGCCAAUAGUCUUUGUUGGUGCACUUGGUGGAUUGUUAGGAAGCUUGAUCGAUUCCGUGAUUGGUGCUACUAUGCAGUAUUCAGGCAUGGACUCAGAAGGCAGAAUUGUGGAGCGGCCUGGGGAUGGAAUCAUACCUAUCUGUGGUUCAUAUAUUCUGGAUAACCAUGCUGUUAAUCUCAUCAGCUCCCUUUUAACUGCAAUAAUCUUACCAAGAGUAGCUCUAAUGGUCAUGUAGUGCCAUGGAUUUUUAGCGAGUCCACUUAUAUUAAAGAUAUUGGGAACUAUGUACUGGCUCUGGUGCCAUGUGUAGCAUGUUGGCAGCACAAUAUUUUGGUGCAUGAGGAUUUCAAGUGCAGGCAGCCAGGUUCUCAGGGUCACCAUCUGAACCUAUUGCUCAACUAAAUUAGGGUUGCUUUUGGUACUGUGAUGGUCAAACUGUUUCCUUGAGAUUUCCUGAGGCUUUCAGGGGGGUCUUGAAAGAAAUAUCGGAUAAAAUAAUGUUAUAUGCGGUGUUUUCAGAAAUUUCAUGAAUUUAUUGUAGAAUAGAGUUUGGCUGUACAUUUUACAUCAAAUUUGACACAAAACGCAGCUAUUGCUCAUUCUGCUUUGUGAUAACUAAAUACUGUAGUGGCAUUAUUAGACUUAAUAUACAAUUACUAGUGCUAAUUUACCCUCUUGUAGUGACAGGACUAUAUUAUUUGUUUAUUUUUUUGUCAGAGAUCAUAAGUAUUUAAUAAGUAGAGUUGUUGUUGUUGUUGUUGAGUGUAUAAAUGGUUAACCAUUGUUAUUCUCUGCCAGUAUUAAGAUGCAUUAUUUAGCAUUUUACUGAAGUUUUCAUAGUCAUUUAAGAGAAUUACUAAAGUGUUAUUGUUUUUUCACUAUGUAACCAUGAAAUCCAAUUACAAAUAUUUCAAGUAUACUGUAUGUACAAAUUAAAGCUAUAAAAUUUCCCAUUAAGUAGUAAUAUAUUUCUAUUCAAUAGAUUUUCAUAAUUCAUUUUGGUCCUAGACCUAUGGUGUUUUAGAGGCAGCAUCUGUUAUGUGUAAAAGGAAGGGUGUUUAUAUUUCUAAGUAUUAGUGUACAGUAAUUAACAUAUACCAAGAUGGCUUGGCAUAAUCUGUUCCCACAUUUUUGUUGAUCAGCCAGUUUUGAUUCCUUGUGUAUCAUCAUGCAAAAAUUUAGAAACGAUAAAACAAACUGUACGUUCCACUGUACAGAGUAAUAGUGAAAUUGUAUUAUAAAUUAUAGACAGCCAUGUUACUUUACUUGUAGUUGUGGUAAGCUAUGUAUAGAGAUUGUUACAUAAGUCUCCUAUAUGUUGAGAACCAGACAUUUUUUAUUUAUCCAGUCAGAAACAUUAACAUGUUUACAAUUCAGUCAAUUCACAUUGGCCUUGACACCUGUUCUGUGUUUUAUUUGGUUAUGGGUUUAUUUUCUAAUUUAUUAAUCUUUUCUUUAUCGUAUUUUCUUGGUUCUCUUCAUUUUUAAGAUUGGGUAAAUGGGGUAUAGUAUUGUAGGGAUCAGCUUUAACAAGUAAACCUUAAAGGCAAAGGUUAUAAUAGUAUUCAUUAGCUUUCACUAGCUGCCUUUUUUGAAAAUUUUCAUGUCAUUACUAAUUGAACAUAAUAAACUGAUUCAGUGGGUGAUAUAAAUACGUCCAGGUUAAUUUUCUGUAUUUAAAGGUGGAAAUGCAAUAGAAAUAUUACCUGUACAGUUAUAGUGUGUAUCUCAUACUGAUAAUUGUCACACAUUGUGAAUGCAUGUAUGAGAUAUGUGCUUCUGAUUUUCAGCCUUAUGUAAGGGCUUUGUAUGUGCAAUCAUCUCCC
Messenger RNA from Macrobrachium nipponense, 2733 nucleotides. Its product is annotated as transmembrane protein 19-like. Lineage: Eukaryota; Metazoa; Arthropoda; Malacostraca; Decapoda; Palaemonidae. The record is from RefSeq and is a predicted model, not a curated record. Gene Ontology annotation, cellular component: membrane.